Leishmania major strain Friedlin is the source of this 1743-nucleotide messenger RNA. RefSeq names its product dnaj chaperone-like protein. NCBI's taxonomy places the organism in Eukaryota, Euglenozoa, Kinetoplastea, Trypanosomatida, Trypanosomatidae. The record is from RefSeq and is a predicted model, not a curated record. The transcript has a single exon. Bases 1 to 1743 code for a protein of 580 amino acids.
AUGGUCGACCUCUACGCCGCGCUGGAGGUGGACAAGCGCGCGACGCCGGAGCAGAUCAAGCGGAAUUACCGCCGUCUUGCCCUGCGCUACCACCCCGACAAGGCGGGCCCAGAAGGCGCUGCCCGCUUCAAGGAGGUGAAUACCGCCUAUGAGGUUCUUUCCAACCAGCGAAAAAAGGAAAUUUACGACCGCUAUGGCGAGGCCGGACUGGAGGCGCUGGAAAACCCGGUGGCGGGGGCCGCGCUUGCCACCUUCGGCUCCACCGCGCCAGUCAUCAUCACAAUUGCCAUCUCUUUCAUCUGCGCUGUCAUGCUGUUGCUCUUUCUGGCGUUUUUGGUGUCGUUCGUGGACGGCCAGCUGCGCACGUGGAGCUACGUCAGGGUGUUCUCGCCGCUCUUUGUGUUGGACUUCUUGGUUGGCGUGCCGGCUCUUAUCCUCUUAGGUGUGUUCGCCAUCAUGUCGCCGCUCAGCCUGCACGCACAGUGCACGCUUCUCUCGUUACUGUGUGCCGUCGUGUUGACAAUUGUCAUCCCGAUCGCCAAGGACCGCAACGAGGCGGUCGCCAGAGCUGGACGCACCGACUACGUCCAAUGGCGGUUGUGGCUUAUCCCCGGAUACCUAUUCUCCGUAUUUGCCUUCAUUGCUAUUGUAAUGACGUCACUGCCGACAGAGAGACGUAUUUUCGACCUCAAGUCCAUCGGAUUGGUGCACUUCGCGAAUUACACUCGCGUUGGCUUCGUCUUCGCCAUCUUGCAGGGGUGCUGCAUCGUGGUCUUCUUUGCCCUGGUGGCGUGCCGCGCUGAUGGGGUGAUCACCAUCGACUACUUCGUCGUCAUUGGUCUCCCGAUAUUUCUGCUGCUCACGCUUUUCCUCGUGAACCGCGUCGUGCUUUACGUGUUAAGCAGCUACAUCAGCGACGUGCCGCCCGAGGUGGCGGCGGCGGCGGCAGCGCGUGAGUUGAACGAACACGGUGGCGAGGCACCUGCGCCGCACCCUAACGAGGGCUGCGCCGAAGGCCCGCACUCGUCGUGGCGUGGGUCAUCGAAUCCGAUGUGCGGUGGUGGCACUGAGGGAUGCAACCGCACCCACCGCCAACCGCGUGCCGAGUUUGAAGAGCAGUUACACUCCAAUGACGCCCGAGAUCACGGCAACCGUGACGGCGAGGGAGGCGAGGAUGGCGGGCGGGCACAGCAGAGUGCGUCGCACGGCAAGAACCCGUACGCUGGCCAACACGCCUCUUUUUGCGGAGUUCUCAUCAGCAUGAUUGUCGCGAGUAUCCUCGUUGGCCUGCUGAUGGCGUCGACCGCCAUGAUAGCAGUGCGGCUGAACUACUACUCCAACCACGGCACCUAUGAUGGUGUCCUGUCCCUAUCCAAGGCAUGCAUUCCACUCUUUAUUAUUAUUGGCAACGUUGUGCUCAUGGAGCUGAUCGCGUGCCUUACAUUCUGCUGUUGCGGUGUCUUCAUGGUCGUAGAGGGCGGUGCGCCAGUGCCCGAGCACGGCAACCAACAGGAGAGCAGCGCAGGGAACGAGGCCGGGAUGCAGAAUAACGUCUGCACCGAUCCGGCUCGGCCGGCUGGCCAGGCGGUAGCUGAUUUGACACACCAAAAUGAGGCCCCCAGACGUUGCCCGCCUGGAGCAGUUUCUGCCACGACUCAUUCUGUAGCGCUGUCAGCGGACGAACAUGGCAAGACGCCGCGGGAGCGCCAGCCGGACAGCACGCGCCUCUCCGACGUUGAUUAG